AUGCCGAAACGGGACGUCGUACUCACCAAUGUCACUGUUGUCCAGCUAUUCCGCCAGCCUUGCCGGGUAACCAGAUCACCACCCCUGCCCCGACCGCCCCCUCCGGAGCCCAAGAUCGAGUCUCCACCUUCCCCGGAGUCAGAGCCGGAACCCUUCAAAGAGGAUGAGUCGCCACCUCCUCCUCCUCCUCCACCACCACCACCGCCGCCCCCACCACCACCUCCCCCUCCUCCACCACCUCCUUCCAAGAAACUCACUGUCGGCAUCAAUGGAUUUGGACGCAUCGGCCGCCUGGUCCUGCGUGCUUGCAUAGAGAAGGGCGUGAAGGUGGUGGCCGUGAAUGACCCCUUCAUUGACCCUGAAUACAUGGUGUACAUGUUCAAGUACGACUCCACCCACCGCCGGUACCAGGGGAAUGUGCAGUACAAGAACGGGUAUCUGAUGGUGGAUGACAUGGAGAUCAGCGUCUUCCAGAGCAUGAAGCCCAUCGACAUCCCCUGGAAAUCGGUGGGAAGCCCCUAUGUGGUGGAGUCCACAGGCGUGUACCUGAGCUUAAAAGACGCUUCCGAACACCUCAACGGAGGUGCCCAGAGGGUGGUCAUCAGCGCUCCCUCCCCAGAUGCACCCACAUUUGUCAUGGGGGUGAAUGAAGAGGAAUAUGACCCAGAAUCCAUGAGAAUUGUCAGCAAUGCCUCCUGUACCACCAACUGCCUGGCUCCCCUCAGCAAGGUCAUCCAUGACAGAUUUGGGAUCGUGGAAGGCCUGAUGACCACAAUUCAUUCCUACACGGCUACACAGAAGACUGUGGAUGGGCCAUCGAAAAAGGCCUGGCGAGAUGGCCGGGGUGCCCACCAGAACAUCAUACCUGCCUCCACAGGGGCUGCCAAAGCUGUGGGCAAAGUCAUCCCUGACCUCAAAGGUAAGCUGACGGGAAUGGCAUUCCGGGUGCCAACUCCAGAUGUGUCAGUUGUGGACCUGACCUGCCGCCUGGCCCAGCCUGCCUCGUUGUCCACCAUCAAGGACACCAUACGCGCAGCAGCCAACGGGUCCUUGAAUGGCAUCCUUGACUAUACAGAGGAUGAGGUAGUGUCCACGGACUUCCUCGGCGAUACCCACUCUUCCAUCUUCGAUGCUAAGGCUAGCAUGGCCCUCAACGACAAUUUCGUAAAGCUCAUUUCCUGGUACGAUAACGAAUAUGGUUACAGUCACCGGGUGGUGGACCUCAUCAAGUACAUGUUCAGAAAAGACAAGUGA
This is a messenger RNA of Sorex fumeus (smoky shrew), 1254 nucleotides long. RefSeq names its product glyceraldehyde-3-phosphate dehydrogenase, spermatogenic (gene GAPDHS). The transcript is spliced from 11 exons. Lineage: Eukaryota; Metazoa; Chordata; Mammalia; Eulipotyphla; Soricidae. Gene Ontology annotation, biological process: glucose metabolic process. The record is from RefSeq and is a predicted model, not a curated record. Gene Ontology annotation, molecular function: NADP binding; oxidoreductase activity, acting on the aldehyde or oxo group of donors, NAD or NADP as acceptor; NAD binding. Bases 1 to 1254 code for a protein of 417 amino acids.